Episyrphus balteatus (marmalade hoverfly) is the source of this 1664-nucleotide messenger RNA. RefSeq names its product protein hedgehog (gene hh). Bases 80 to 1318 code for a protein of 412 amino acids. The transcript is spliced from 3 exons. Gene Ontology annotation, biological process: cell-cell signaling; regulation of gene expression; multicellular organism development. Gene Ontology annotation, molecular function: patched binding; calcium ion binding. Lineage: Eukaryota; Metazoa; Arthropoda; Insecta; Diptera; Syrphidae. The record is from RefSeq and is a predicted model, not a curated record.
UUUAUUUUUUUUUAACAAAGAAGAAAAAAAGAAUUAAUUUUUUUGUUUAACAAAACAAAUAUAUAAAUAAAUAAAUAAAAUGCAACAAAUGAGUAAAAUAUCACAAAAAUCUAGCACGAUGCUACUGCCAUCUAGUAAACACAUCCUUGCCAUUUUAAUUUUAGUGACAAUAUUCACAACAUCAGUGCAUGCGUGCGGACCGGGUCGGGGUAUCGGUGGACCCCGGAAAAAUCGUAAGCUCACUCCGCUUGUAUUUAAACAACAUGUGCCGAAUAUGUCGGAAAAUACGUUAGGAGCGUCGGGCUUAAAUGAGGGCCGAAUAAAUCGCGACGAUGCGAAAUUUAAGGAUCUAGUACCAAAUUACAAUAGGGAUAUUAUAUUUAAGGAUGAAGAAGGUACUGGCGCUGAUCGUGUUAUGACACAGCGCUGUAAGGAUAAAUUAAAUACAUUAGCUGUGUCUGUGAUGAAUCAAUGGCCUGGUAUAAGAUUACGAGUAACUGAAAGCUGGGAUGAAGAUAAGAGUCAUCGUAACGAAUCAUUGCACUAUGAAGGACGUGCUGUUGAUAUCACAACAUCAGAUCGUGACCGAACAAAGUAUGGAAUGCUUGCGAGGUUGGCCGUGGAGGCUGGCUUCGAUUGGGUUUACUAUGAGAGUCGAGCACAUAUUCAUUGCUCUGUUAAAUCGGAUUCAACUCAAACAAAUCAUAUGAGUGGCUGCUUUACUGGCGAAAGUACUGUCUCAACAUCUACCGGAGAAAGAAAAACCAUGAGUCAACUGCAAGUUGGUGAUGAAGUGCUCAGCAUGACAGCCGACGGUAAUACAGUUUACAGUGAAGUCAUUCUCUUCUUAGACAGAGACAUCGAACGCAUUCAAGAGUUUGUUAAAAUUCAAACAGAUGGCGGUGCUAUCUUAAAAGUUACACCACAACAUUUGGUAAUGGUUUGGAACCCAACUAAAAAACUAAUGAAAUUUGUCUUUGCUGAUCAAAUCGAAGAGGGUGAUUAUGUGUUGGUGAACCGUUUCGGCACAUUGGAACCACAAAAAGUGGUGCACUUGUCAGCGAUAUUGGGCAAGGGCGUUGUGGCGCCCCUCACACGUGAAGGAACGAUAAUUGUGGAUUCUGUGGCAGCAUCAUGUUAUGCUGUCAUCGAUAGUCAAAUGAUGGCGCAUUGGACUUUUGCGCCAUACAGAUUAUUGGCGACGAUGCACCAUUGGUUUGGUGAAACGAAUUCGGUGCAAAAUGGUGUACAUUGGUAUGCGAGAGCAUUAUUUUCAAUUAAAGACACAGUGUUGCCAAGUAGUUGGAUGUAUCACUGACAUUUUUAGGUUAAGAAAAAUUAAAAUAUAUAAAAAAAUUCAUGCACAUAUUUAUACAUAUAUAAAUUAUUUAUUAUUAUUAAUAAUUUUAUUUUAAUUUAGUUAGGUAGUGCGUUGAUGAUAUGAAAAAGGGGGUUAAAAGAAGGGGGGUUGUUGUGUAAAUAAUUAUAUUAUAGUCAGUAAGCAUGACAUCUACCGUUACAAUUAUUAAUCACUCUUCUUUUCUCAAAUUUGUAAAUUAUUUAAAUUAAAUUAAAAAUCAAACUUAGAUGAUUAAAAAAUAAAGUCAUUAAAAAAAAAAAUUGAGUAAAAAUCAUACACACAUAUUUCCUGGCCAGUGUUGCAU